Molecule: messenger RNA, 921 nt
Organism: Acromyrmex echinatior (Panamanian leafcutter ant)
Lineage: Eukaryota; Metazoa; Arthropoda; Insecta; Hymenoptera; Formicidae
Product: histone-lysine N-methyltransferase SETMAR-like
Source: RefSeq, a predicted model, not a curated record
AUGAGUGAAAUAUCUGAAGAAAUAUGCUAUGUAAUGCUUUUUUACUACAAAAAAGGCAAAAACGCAGCACAAACAUGCAGACAAAUUUGUGAAGUUUACGGCGCGGAUGUUGUAAGUGAACGCAGGACGCAGGAGUGGUUUGUUCGAUUUUGUUCUGGAAAUUUUGAUGUCAAAGAUCGACCUCGCUCUGGUCGGCCAGUCAUUGAAAAAGUCGAUGAAAUUUUGCAACUGGUCAAGCAAGACCGGCAUGUGAGCUGUCAGGAGAUAGCCAAUGCACUAAGAAUCAACCAUAUGACAGUUUGGAGUCAUUUGAAAAAGACUGGCUACGCAAAGAAACUCGAUGUUUGGGUGCCACAUGAAUUAACGCAAAGAAAUUUGAUUGAUCGAAUUUCCAUCAGCAAAACACUACUAAAAUGCAACGAAAUCGACCCAUUUCUGAAGCAAAUCAUCACAGGCGAUGAAAAAUGGGUGAAAUACAAGAAUAUUGUUCGUAAAAGAUGGAAUAAGCGCGGCGAACCACCACAAACGACUUCAAAGCCUGGAUUGAUGGCAAAUAAGGUGAUGCUGUGUGUAUGGUGGGAUUGGAAGGAAGUCGUCCAUCAUGAGAUGGAUAGAUUACAGGAAGCGAUUAAGGAAAAACGACCAGAAUUGAUUAACAGAAAAGGUGUUGUCUUCCAUCAUAACAACGCCAGACCACACACAUCUUUGAUGACGUGCCAAAAAUUGAGGGAGCUUGAUUGGGAAGUUUUGAUGCAUCCACCGUAUAGCCCGGACCUUGCACCGUCUGACUACUAUUUGUUUCGAUCUCUGCAGAACUCUCUUGAUGGAAAAACUCUCUUGGCUGACAAAAGAGCUGCCGAAAAUCACUUGAAAAAGUUUUUCGCUGAUAAACCACAAAAGUUCUCACGGAUGGAAUUAUGA